Ostrinia nubilalis (European corn borer) is the source of this 2615-nucleotide messenger RNA. RefSeq names its product aldo-keto reductase AKR2E4-like. Gene Ontology annotation, cellular component: cytosol. The record is from RefSeq and is a predicted model, not a curated record. Bases 34 to 951 code for a protein of 305 amino acids. The transcript has 6 exons. Gene Ontology annotation, molecular function: aldose reductase (NADPH) activity. NCBI's taxonomy places the organism in Eukaryota, Metazoa, Arthropoda, Insecta, Lepidoptera, Crambidae.
AUAAUUAAAUUUUUUCUAGGUUGCUUUUGCAGAAUGGUCUCCAAAGUUACUACUGUAAAACUUUCCAGUGGGCAUGAAAUGCCUAUGAUUGGACUUGGGACGUAUGCUCGUAAAGCCGAUCCUGGGCAGUUCUGCCAAGCAGUUGAAUGUGCGAUAGACGCAGGCUACCGGCACAUAGAUACGGCUUCAUGCUACAAAAAUGAGGUGGAGAUUGGACAAGCUAUUGCCAAUAAAAUCAAACAAGGAGUGGUGACUAGACAGGAUCUUUUUGUGACAACUAAGUUAUGGAAUGAUUCACAUGCAGAGGCUGAUGUUAUACCAGCUCUCAAAGAGUCACUGAACAAACUAAAACUCGACUAUGUUGAUCUGUAUCUGGUCCACUGGCCAGUUUCUGUUAAUAGUCAAGGUGAAGACACAGCAGUAGACCACUCUGAAACAUGGAGAGGAAUGGAGCAGGCUGUGGCGCUGGGCCUGGCGAAGUCCAUAGGGGUGUCUAACUUCAACGAAGAACAGCUGGAGAGGCUGCUGAAAAGUGCCAAGAUAAAGCCUGUAGUCAAUCAGUUUGAGAUAAAUCCAACCCUUACUCAGCAUAAGCUAGUAAACUUUUGCAAAGAGCCCUCUGUAGUGCCUAUGGCCUACACGCCGCUUGGUCUCAUCUCCGAAGCGAGGCCGGAGUUCAUUGGGAAAGACGCCAUCAAAACUGACCCAAAGCUGGGCGAGCUAGCGCAGAAGUAUGGGAAGACGCGGGCGCAAAUCGCUUUGCGGUACCUGAUCCAACGCGGCAUACCUGUUCUGCCGAAAUCAUUCACCAAGUCUCGUAUAGAAGAAAACUUGAACAUAUUCGAUUUUGAACUAACUGACAAAGAAAUGGAUAUAGUAGAUAGUUUUAAUAUCGAUCACAGAUGUGUUCCUGGUACCAUAUUUGCCAAGUGCACACAUUAUCCCUUUUAAACAGAUGUUUAAAAUUGAGUUUACAUAUUGUGUAAACACAUUAUGUAGGUAGACAAAUACUAACUUACUAGUGGGAAUAUGAUAAUGGUAGAUUAAUUAUAACUUGAAAGCAUAAUAACUGUAAUAUACAAAGUAUAAUUACGUAAUAAUUGUGAUAUUUUUAUACAAAUGCAUUGUUAUGUAUAUUUGGGUACAAAUAAAAUUUGUUUUGUUACAACAACUUGCUUUUAGUUGGAAGGGUCCUAGGAGGGUUUAGUGAAGUCUUUAGAGGUCUUGUUGAAGAAAACAAAAUACUUUUAUAACCACCAUUUUAUUAAAUCAAAAACAAUAAAUAUAAAUCAUGUCCAUAUUCAAUGCGAAACAGAAAAUAUCAAAAAUAAAAUUGCAGCAAAUAAAUGUAACAAAUGUCGUAGAUUCUGAGGUAUAAAUAGUGGAAUGAUAAGACCUUGGCUUAGCAAAGGGCUUAUGGGAUCUUUAUAAGAGGAGUAUAAAACGAAAUGCACAGUAAUAACGUAAAAUAUGCCCGUUUCAUUUGAAAUGCAUGAAAUGGUACCGCUUAUUUGGAGGCAAGUUAAUUGUGACCGUUUAUUUGGUAUUUAGUAAACAAUUAUCAACACUAAUGAUAGAUUUUUUUGUAUGUUGUACCUAAUUAACUUAAGAUUAGAUAGACGUUAAUUAGUACUGAAUUGUGCUUACUAAACUAUCUCAUUGCUCUUGCUAUCUCCAUCUAGACUACUAGCAAAUUACACAAUGUACCAUUUCUUUACAGAAGUUACAAAUAAAUAUUAACCUUAUUGUAAAAACAACAAGGAUUACAUUUGCGUCCAGUAUUUCAUAGUAUUCACUCUUUAUCACAAAUCACACAGUUUUCAUAAAAUGAAAAAUAACAGUGACAUAUUUGGUUCCGUUCAAAAACAUGUUUGAAAUAAUAAUAGUUUGUACUAAGAACUAAUUAGGCAAACUGAGAGAAUCACGUAACCUUAGAAUUACACAAUAAAUAUUUAUUUACAAAUGAUGAUUGCGAGAGCCAUUUCAUUGUAAAUAACAUUUGUUCAUGUCAAUAUUCUUCUGAAGAAUCAAAGCAAAGUACCUUGUACUGUCAAAAAUUAAACGUAAAUCCAAAAACAUAAACAAUUUGUGACCAAUAAAUUUGUAGAAAUAGAAAAACAGAAAUACUUUUCAAAAUCACUCCAACUGCAAAAGCAGCAAAUAAAAAAUUGAUAUUAAAAAGUGAUCGAAACAUUUUUAACAACACAAAACAAUACAUUACAUUUCAUCCACAACUGUUCUACAAAAAUAUACUUUCGAUGUAUCAAACACUUAAAAGUUUAAAACAGUUCUACUUACAACUACGGUGACAUUGACUGAAGCUUACUUUGUACAUUUACAUUAUAUCCUAUAGUAUAAAAUGUAAAAAGACAGGGGCGUAUUCAGGAAUAUAAUUUGGGGCCCGCAUAACAAGCGUGGGGGUCACUGACCUCUAUUUAUACGAGUACAUCGACUAUUUAUGAUUUUUUAGUCAUUUUAGCACUGAUCGUAUUGGUUCUCAAGACACGAUGUCUAUAAAGCCGAAAUUGGCGCGAAAAUAACGACGAAUAUAGUGCAGCACAUUAGAGGCCAGUAGACUAAAUACCAAAGAGUUUUACUAGUGGCAGAUAAUCACA